Messenger RNA from Folsomia candida, 1044 nucleotides. RefSeq lists its product as uncharacterized. The transcript has 3 exons. The record is from RefSeq and is a predicted model, not a curated record. NCBI's taxonomy places the organism in Eukaryota, Metazoa, Arthropoda, Collembola, Entomobryomorpha, Isotomidae. The coding region runs from base 62 to 544 and encodes 160 amino acids.
GCAAAUUUGUAUUCAAUCCCUCCCUCAAAGAUUCCAAUUGCAAAAAAUAGUUGGACUAAUUAUGAAUUAUUUCGCCGAAUUUGUUCUCAUCUGCGCUCUGGUGACGGUCACAGCGUCACCAAGUUUUAGCGCUGCCAUCGACGCUAAUGACCAAUCAAUUAACGGAGUCGUGACAAAUAUUACGCGAUGUGGUGGAUAUGGAACCCCAAUCCAGCUCAGAGUUUCUAAUUGUGAAGGAAAAUGCUCCCUAAUGCCGGGUCAGGUUUACAACAUUGAAUACGACUUUAUUCCGAAUGCUUCCGCUUCCGGUUUAGGUUUAGCAUGUGACCUAGUUCUUGAUGGAGAAAGGUAUCGACUUUUUGACAUCGCCCUGCCUAACUCGGCCGUUCUGCCGGAUCUCAUGUACACCGUCAAGUUUAGCGUAACGCCAGAUGAAAUCCUCUCAGGUCAAGUGGUUGACCUUCGUGCCAUCAUUUAUCACACGGACGACAGAUUUUUAGAACUUUGUGUGGAAACCGAAGUGGACAUUAUUGCUGUCCCUUGAUUAUUUAGUAGCUAUGCUAAAGUGUCAUAUUUUUUUCAUAUAGUGACGCAAUUCACGCAGUGACUGGUAACAUUUUUAAAUUCGUAAAUUCUUCAAACUUGCAAUCCUUCAUAAAUUUUUGAAGAUGUUUGUAAGGAAAUUAGAUAGUUUAAAAAUCAGUGUACACUUUUUCAUAUCAAUGGCGUCAUUUUAUUUUUAAAAGUUAUUUUCCAAGUUACCUAUAUGACCACGUGAAUCGACUCAACAUACAUAUUUUAAUGUUGUAAUAUAAGAAAGGGAAACAAGCUAAACAAAAAUGUAUUGUGCAUUGAUGUAUAAAAAGCUCCGUAAAUUGAGAUAUGAACAAAAUUGCAAGAAUUGAAUGAAAUAUGCGGGUCUUGCCAACACUGUGUUGGCGUGAGUAGGCCCAAAAAUCUUUCACUUGCAUGAAACACAUUUCCAUUUUAAAGUAAUGGACACAUAUGACAUAUCUAAUAAAAAAUAUAUUAACUUUUACAGAA